Messenger RNA from Chironomus riparius, 2078 nucleotides. Lineage: Eukaryota; Metazoa; Arthropoda; Insecta; Diptera; Chironomidae. The record is from the annotation of a GenBank genome assembly.
CAUAAAUACCGGUCUAACAACUGAUUUGAAUAGACAAACUUUUUAUUGUUAACACUUCUUAGAAUCUCUGGAAUUUUUGAGCGAACAAAUCAGUAUCAUUUUACAAAUCAAUCGAUUAAGACCUUACAAAAUAUUUUUCGUGUGCUAAAAUGCAAAUUUGGAAAAUUAUUUUUCUAUUUUUGAUAAAUUUCAGCAUUGCAAGGUGCCAGAGUUGUUCGAAUUUUGCCAAUUUUUAUUCUGAUCAUUAUGGAGGGAUAUUUGGACAAGUUGAAAUCCCUCGUGUGCCUUUUCAAUCAUAUUCAUUCUUUGAAGUUGAAUUAUCAGUAGCUGCAAGAUUGCCAAGUAACAACGAUUGGAAAAUCGUCAUCCUUAAUACAAACGUAUACGAUGAUUUGAUGAAUGGCCGAAACAUUAUUUUAAAAUUUGUUCCUUUAAUUACAAAUCCUUUACCAAUUGUCACUGGAGUAUUUUUGAAUGGGAAUCGAUUAUGUUCAAGUUCUCCUGCACGUGGAAGUUAUGUGUCGACAAUCAAAAUGUCGCAUACAUACACAAUCAGCAAUAUUCCUCAAAAUGCUCAAACCAAUUCACGACCUGUUCCAAAUCAGUCUUAUUAUCAUCAAAAUCAAGAAACAACCAGAAGAAUCAUUUAUGCACAGCCAACGACCAGAGCAACACAACCACCAAUCCCUGCAAAACCGCGACAAACUACGCAAGUUUACAUAGACAAUAAACUAGGAACUAUAAGUAGUGCACAAACUUUUGUAUGUGGAGUUCGAAGGAAUCAGCUUGGUGCUGUUUCCUUUGUUGUUGCUAAGAAAAGUGACUUUCCAUGGCUCGCUGCAUUCUACUACAGACAGAAUGGAUUCAUUUGUGGUGGAACAAUAGUUUCAACUAAAGUUAUAGUGACAGCAGCUCAUUGUGUCCAAGAUAAGCAAGACUUUGAGCUGAAAAGUGCUGAAGAUUCAACAUUUUAUCUUGGAAAAUAUAAAUUAAAUGAUUUAAAUGAAAAGGAUUACAUCAGUUCGGGAGUUCGGCAAUUUGUAGUUCAUCCAAAAUGGAAUCCAUUUGAAGAACGAUACUCUGCUGAUUUGGCAAUUGCUUUGCUCUAUAGAACUAUCAAAUUUACCAAUGAUAUCAUACCGCUUUGCAUUCCACCACAAAAAAACAAUCAUCAAGAUAUAGUUCAUAAAGCAGGUCUUGUUGCUGGAUGGGGUUUAACUUCCCAAGGAACAAUUUCUGAUUAUCCGAUGUUUGUGUCGCUACCCGUUGUGGCCGAUGUAGAUUGCUUAAGGUCAGAUGAUGCAUUUACAAAAAUUACAUCUAGUUCGACAUUUUGUGUUGGUGACGGAUCUGGAAGAUCACCAUGCAAUGGUGACUCUGGUGGAGCUUUUGCAGUUAAAAAUGAUGCAGAUAGCAAAUAUUAUUUCAGAGGCAUUGUUUCUUCUGGAUUACGUAGAAGCGAGGAUGGUUAUGCUUGCGAUAACAACAAAUAUGCAGUAUUUACUGAUGUUGCUCAAUAUACAGACUGGAUCAACAGUUAUACUACCAGUUAUGGAUGAAAAAUUUAAGUCGUGUAUUCUUGUGUUUUUAUUGGAUUUUAGAAAAGUAUCCCAUGCAGAGAAAUUUAUAUUCGACUUUAGUCUUAAAAUGUAACUAGUUAUCCUUACGUCUCUUUUAAUAGAAGAAAUUUCAAAUCAAUAAAGCCGUUCACUUAUUACGUUACGCAAAAAAACGACUUUUUUCACCCCCCUCCCCCCUUGUUACAAUAUGUUACAACUCACAACCCCCCCACCUGAACGUUUAUAAUUUAUUUUAUUUUGAUAAUUUUUUAUAUAUAGUUAUUAAAAACAUUUAUAACAAAAACUAUGCAUUGCUUAGCUAUUAAAAGUGAUCUGGACAUUCAUAAAUCAUUAAAAAGGUGGAAAAUUUAAAAAAAUGUUUUUUGUGUGAAUUUGUAAACAAAUUUUUUUCGUGAACUUUUUUUACUGAACUUUAGAACGUUACAUACUUCUUGACACCCCCCCCCCUAAAAUGCGAACGUAAUAAGUGAACGGCCCCAAACCUGAGCUAUUAUUUUA